Messenger RNA from Pyricularia oryzae 70-15, 192 nucleotides. RefSeq lists its product as uncharacterized. The record is from RefSeq and is a predicted model, not a curated record. The transcript is spliced from 2 exons. NCBI's taxonomy places the organism in Eukaryota, Fungi, Ascomycota, Sordariomycetes, Magnaporthales, Pyriculariaceae. Bases 1 to 192 code for a protein of 63 amino acids.
AUGCGCGAGCGAUUCUGCAGUCAAGUGCAGCGCAGCGCAGCGCAGAGCGUCAACGUUAGUGGAGGAGCUAAAGGAUGGUCGCGCCCUGGCACGGUAAUCUUGGCGGCGAUGCAGGGCAUGCUGGCGAGACGGGAACGCGAGACUGACGUGCGAGAAUCUGCUGUGAUUGGUGAAGCAGGAAGUUGGCAUUGA